AUGAGGGGCGAGAGAGAACAAAAGAGUCCCAACACCGCUGUUCAGCUCAGUGGAGUGGAGGAAAAGCUGCACCACCAUUCUCCACUCCCACGCCACCGUUUCCCUUUCAUCGCCGCAUCUUACCCAUCAGUGAAAUGUCCUUCAACCGCGAAAUCUUCUAACCGUACUCGGCAUUUACACCACAGACGGACUAACCUCCUGCUUACGCUCCGCCUCGGCGCCGCCAUGUCGUCGCCUUCCUCCAGACUUCUGCAACUGGUGGCUUGCUUUCUCUCGCUCGUCUCACUCCUGCAGGGGGCGGACGCAGCUGCUCCGGUUCCGACUGUCAAUCUCUCCCGGGUGGAAGACGCGCAAUAUUUUCACAUUUACUUCGGGGAGAGCUUCAAGGUGAUCAAGAACAGCAUUGACGGGAAGAGCUACCUACUCACGCAGGUGACUCUGCCCCUCCCCUCUGCCCUUCUCGACGGCAGGAGUCCCUGUCAGAGUAAUUGCAUUAUUCCUUGACUGGAUUGUGCUUGAAACAUAGCGCGAUUUAUAUUGUGGAAAAAAAAUACGAGUAGUUCAGCAAAAAAUUUCCUGUCCCCUGAAACUCUAUGAUGAGAGUCUGUCGCGAAAUUUGAUUUCUCAAACAUCUGAUCCACCAAUUCAUCGCAUCUGGGGUGGCUUCUGGGAACAGAGGAAUUCGAGGAUGGCGUCCACGGCCAGGUACUGCACCGGCAGAAUCAAAUCCUUCGUCAUCCCGCUCUCCAACUACUCCCUCGACACCAGCGCCCCCGGUCUCCCAGGUACCCGUCCACCAUUUCUGCUUCCACGUAGAGAUCAGCUUUCCAAGUUCUCAUCCGUCCUUGCUUCGGUUGUCUCUGCUACAGUUUCCUUCUUCGAGGUGAGGCCCAGAAGAAGGGCCAUUAAUGGCCGUGUUCGAAAGCUCUCGGGACCGGUUCCAGCCUGACUUUUUACUGAUGCGCAGCUUUUGGGUUUGCUGGAGGGCUUGAAGGGCGUCACGUCCGACUCGGUGACUUCCGAAUGCCUGCUGAAAUCUCUGUCCACAGGGAGCACGGCGCUGGUGAGCAAGAAGGACACCCAGCAGCUGAAGCAAUUCGCAGCGCACUUCGUCAGCGAUGUCGAUGGAGAGCAAGCCUGCAAUUACGCUGCUUUCAUGCCGAUGGAAGAGAUCUCACCAUUGCAGGUACCGCUGCUGCGACCGCUCCGCGUGAUCCCCACAUCGUUUGAUUGACCAUAUUGAGCUUCCCUGAAACAUGGAUCAUUUUACAGAGGGCAGAGUGGAUCAGGUACUUGGCGCCAUUCGCGAACGCAGAAGCUCGAGCGAACGUCGUCUAUAACGCAGUUAAGUUAUACUGUUACUACUUCUGCCGAGAAAACAGAGCAACCGACAGUGGUGAAGGGGAAUGAAAGCGUGCGUAGUUUCUGACGUACGGUGAUCGCAGGUGAAGAGCAAUUACCUGUGCUUGAACAAGAUGGCGAUGAACCAGAGUGAGGAGUUCAAACCAGUAGUGGCCUGGGUGGAGUACAACCAGGUCCGCUCGCCGUCAAAAAGCCCCAUCAUCUACCUAAAAUUCGCAGACUGACACCCUAGAUGGUCCCCUCUUGUCCUCAUUUUUCUUUAGGGCAUCUGGUCUUUCGUCCGGGAGGAUUACAAGAGGCAGGUAGAAGAGCUCCGCUUCUUGCCCAGGUCAGUCAAUUCAUGCCGAUUCGAAUGUUCUCAGCUCGUUGGACUGUCCUCUUCGACAACAGCUCGUGAGGGACGCCGGCGGGGAGAACAUCGACGACAGCCUCACCAGCAACAGCUACAACGUCUCCGAUCCCGACGACAUGGACAACUUCCAUGCCAUUCUGUGCGUAAGUUACAGCCCGUUUCAUCUCCUUCCUUGUGCGUAAGCUCGCGGCGGAGUUUCACCAUCUGACUGGAGCAAUUCGGUGGGUUAGACGGUAGCCGUGCUGAUCGACGAGACAUACACGCCAGAGCCGGCGAAGUACACGCUAUCCAGCUUCCUUGAAAAUGUAGAGGUGACGGACAACUCGUGCUUCGUCUUCCUCACCAAUCAGAGCCUCUGGAGGACCGACAAGCGGAUCCGGGCCACCGCCGACGGCCACGCUACCGGUGAGAUAAAAAGCACACCGGCCUCUCUGUCUUUCUCCAUCUUCCUGCAACCGGUGUCCUGAUUAUAUCCCCUUCUUGGUCACCGGAAGACUGGUUCGACGGGGCCAUCGCGCAGCCGCAGCUGGUGCUGGCCGACCUCAUCGAGGCAUUCUUCCCCACCGGUAGCUACAACACCACCUUCUUGAGGAACCUGGCGAAGGUACAACAAGCCCGAACUUCUGAUUCAGAAAGAUUCAAGCCUCUAACGCUGCUGGCCAUUUCGCUUUGCAGGGGGACGAGGUUUUUACCGUCGGGCCUGAGACGUGCGACAGAGGAAGCUCUGCUCCAUUGGAGCCCACCAUCGUGUCAUGCCAGUGA
Spirodela intermedia is the source of this 2476-nucleotide messenger RNA. Lineage: Eukaryota; Viridiplantae; Streptophyta; Magnoliopsida; Alismatales; Araceae. The record is from the annotation of a GenBank genome assembly.